Zea mays is the source of this 917-nucleotide messenger RNA. RefSeq lists its product as uncharacterized. The coding region runs from base 219 to 626 and encodes 135 amino acids. The transcript has 2 exons. The record is from RefSeq and is a predicted model, not a curated record. NCBI's taxonomy places the organism in Eukaryota, Viridiplantae, Streptophyta, Magnoliopsida, Poales, Poaceae.
AACAUGAGGGCCGGGCACCAGAUUAAAAGCUGGACGGUCGUCGCAUAUGUUCAUCAGGCAACUAAAUAAUGCGGCACGAGUCGCCAUCAGCUUACCGGAACAAGAGAUAAAAGAUACAGGAACCAAAAGGCGACGAGCUCAAAUCUGUUCUGGUGUAUCCAAGGAAGAGCCCAUAUAUACACCUGACCUUACACGGCCAUACCAACCAGGACAGAUAGAUGGAGGAUCAUCACACGGACAGGAGGAUAUCCAAGGAGGCCGGCGAGGAAACGAAGCUGACCAGGAGCUUCCGCUACGAGGACUACAGCACCAGGCGAGUCUUCCUGCGCAGCUACCCGCUGCAGUGGGACUGGUCGCCCUCGCGGGACGACGACGACGACGACAAGCAGGACGGCCAGGAUGCCGCCGACGGCGACGAGUGCUGCGGCAGCAGGCGGUGGAAGAGCAAGAUGGUGGCGGCCGUCACGGAGUGGGGGGAGGACAAGCUGCUGCUGCUACGCAGGGCCAAGAAGCGCCUCGCGCUCUACCUCAUCGGCUGCCACCACCACGGUCGCCGCGCGCUGCCCUUCCCGUCAGCCUCACCCGCCGGAUCAUGCACCGUCGCCAUGAUGCUCGCCUCCAGAUGAUCGAUAGAUAUCCACCACCGUACGUGCACGCACGGCGCGCGCGCGUGCAUCAUAUAUGUGUGUGGUCGACCAUCGGUCGCGCGCGCCCCACGUCGUCUUCCUCUCUCUUUCUAGUGUAUGAUUGGCCCCUACAUACGUGCUCUCGGAAAUGAAUUGAAAAUGCACUGUAUACUCUUGCUACCAAAAAAGUUGAUUAAUUACACACACCACAGGUAAAUACGACGACCUAUAGCAGAGCUAUUACUUUAAUUAUGUACUACGUCUACGCGUACAUUAUUCAUAAUAUGAUCA